Dromiciops gliroides (monito del monte) is the source of this 884-nucleotide messenger RNA. RefSeq names its product mitochondrial ribosomal protein L55 (gene MRPL55). The coding region runs from base 261 to 641 and encodes 126 amino acids. NCBI's taxonomy places the organism in Eukaryota, Metazoa, Chordata, Mammalia, Microbiotheria, Microbiotheriidae. Gene Ontology annotation, biological process: translation. Gene Ontology annotation, molecular function: structural constituent of ribosome. The record is from RefSeq and is a predicted model, not a curated record. The transcript is spliced from 4 exons. Gene Ontology annotation, cellular component: mitochondrial large ribosomal subunit.
GCCGUUGCGAGGCGACGCAGACGCGCCGCCCGCGACCUUAUGCCCCCAGACUAGGAACAAGAGGCCGAUGCUCCUAUUUAGGCAGCUCUUCCAGCGCCUCCCGACGGUUCCCACACCACAGCCCUGGGAGCAGAUUGUACACUAAGUGUACAUCAGUUAGUCUUUUGGUGACUUGGCUGUGAUGUGGUUCGGUUGACAGGCGUGUGAAGAGAACUUCCAUUUCACGAGCUGCUCUAGUGGACAUCAUCCCAGGGUCAAGAAUGGCAGCUGUGAGAAGAGUGAUUUGCUUCCUACAGCAGAAUUUAGUGAAGAUCAGCUUUCCCACUUCACAUCAGCUGCAUACAUCCCCCAGCCAGCUCAACUCCAACCGGGCUUCUCUCACUCGAAUGCACAGGAAGGCUUAUGCUCGGUUGUAUCCAGUGCUGUUGGUCAAGCAAGAUGGAUCUACCAUUCAUAUCAGAUAUAAGGAGCCUCGGCGGAUCCUUACAAUGCCAGUGGAUAUUGACACACUUUCUCCAGAGGAAAGAAAGCUAAGGCUACGCAAACGGAGUUCCAAGCUUGUUGAAGUGGAAAAGAAAGAGACAGAGUUUGGAGAUGACUUCAAUGUGGAGCAAUACACAAAAUUUUGGAAGAAAAACUGAACAUGUUUUGAUGUUAAGAUUGUAUAAAGGGUGAGUGCAUUUAAUGCACCCAAAUAUAUCAUGAUUUUAAAAAAUUAAAAACUGAUAAACCCUAUAAUGAUGCACUUAUUUAUUUUUUGUGUGGAUGGUUUUCUUAGACUUUUUUCCUCUGCUGCUUCUCCGUGAUUCAAACCUUUCCCAUUGACCUAAGGGGCAACUUCUGUAUGCAUAGCAGUGAGAAAUAAAGGACAAUAUGUGACCCCU